CCGCCGUUGCUCAGCGACAGACGAAGCUUCGGCCUCACCAUCAUCCUGGUGCUUGCUCAGCAGCUUGCUAGCUGACGUUUACACCUAUUUCUGUCCAACCAAGAGCAAUGGAGGUUACAAUGGACCCUCUGUUUCUGGCAUGGAGCUAUUUCAGGAGGAGGAAGCUCCAACAAUGUUCGGAUAUUUGCUCAAAAAUAUUACAAGACAACCCGUACGACCAGGACUCCUCCUUGCCUGUCUCAGAGGCUGCAUGGAGCUUGAAAACUCGUGCUCUUACAGAGAUGGUGUACAUAGAUGAAGUUGAGGUCGAUCAGGAGGGGAUUGCUGAGAUGAUGUUGGAUGAGAGCUCUAUUGCUCAAGUUGCACGACCCGGAACAUCACUGAGGCUCCCUGGAACAAGUCAGGGUGGGGGUCCCACACCGGCUGUCAGGCCUAUGACACAAUCAGGGCGUCCUAUUACUGGAUUUGUGAGACCAAGCACACAGUCAGGGCGUCCUGGGACGAUGGAGCAGGCCAUCAAGACCCCCCGCACUGCAAGCACUGCUCGUCCUGUCACUAGUGCUUCUGGCAGAUUCAUCCGCCUGGGAACAGCCUCUAUGUUAACCAAUCCAGAUGGACCAUUUAUAAACUUGUCGAGACUAAAUCUGGCCAAGUAUUCACAAAAGCCUAAUUUAUCCAGGACAUUGUUUGAAUUCAUCUUCCAUCAUGAAAAUGAUGUGAAAAAUGUAAGUGUUGCAUUAAUCUGUUAUAAAGCAAAUUGGUUCGCAUUACAUUGUAAGAUUGUCUAUUAUUCAUGCAACACAAACUUUAUAUUUCUUGUCCAGGCUUUAGAUUUGGCUGCUCAAGCUACUGAACAUGCUCAGUUCAAAGAUUGGUGGUGGAAAGUUCAGUUAGGGAAAUGCUACUACAGGCUUGGUUUAUAUCGUGAGGCAGAAAAACAGUUUCGGUCAGCUCUCAACCACCAAGAGGUGGUGGAUACAUAUCUCUACCUUGCAAAGGUGUAUCAGCGCCUGGAUCAACCAAUAACAGCACUCAACCUUUUCAAGCAAGGGCUGGACCACUUUCCUGGUGAGGUUACCCUUCUAACAGGAAUCGCUCGCAUACAUGAGGAGAUGAACAACAUUUCAUCAGCCACAGAGUACUACAAAGAUGUCCUGAAGCAGGAUAACACUCACGUGGAGGCUAUAGCCUGUAUAGGCAGCAAUCACUUCUACACUGAUCAGCCUGAGAUCGCCCUGCGCUUCUACAGACGGCUCCUCCAGAUGGGGGUGUAUAACUGCCAGCUGUACAACAACCUGGGCCUGUGCUGCUUCUAUGCCCAGCAGUACGACAUGACUCUGUCCUCAUUUGAGAGGGCUAUGGCCCUGGUGGCCAAUGAUGAAGAGCAGGCUGAUGUCUGGUACAACAUAGGACAAGUGGCCGUGGGCAUUGGGGACUUGACACUGGCCUACCAGUGUUUUAAACUUGCUUUGGCUUUUAAUAAUGACCAUGCUGAGGCCUACAACAACCUGGCUGUGCUGGAGCUGCGCAAAGGUCGCAUCGAACAGUCUAAAGCCUUCCUGCAGACUGCUGAAUCACUGGCUCCUCACAUGUAUGAGCCACACUUCAAUCUCUCCAUUCUCUCUGAAAAGAUCGGAGACCUUCAGAGCAGCUACACGGCGGCCCAAAAGUCAGAGGACGCCUUCCCCGAGCACGUCGACACACAACAGCUUCUUAAGCAACUUCGGCAGCACUUUGCGGUGCUGUGAGCAUCUGACCAGCAUGUUUAGGAAGCGAGGUGUGGUUUGAAAAAGAUUGUGGUCAGAGAUCAGAGACACUGCACUGCAGGCUUGAAAACACAAAGUUAUUGAAAUGCUCAAAGAUUGGCAGGUUAGUCAGACAUGGAAAUAGUUUUUGUUUGUGUUUAUUUAUCAAAUUGUACUUAUACACUAAAUUGCCAGUUUAUCAGGUACACCUCUUACAUAGUUAAACAGAGUGGACGUAUCACAUUAGAAACAGUCCUGUGUGGUGCAUUUUUCUGCUUUGGUGAUUGGCCUCAUUACAGCAUGUCUGUUUCACUUUUCUGGCCGUUUUCUUUUGACCCCUCUGAUGCUCAAGCUGUUAACUACAGAAUCCCUGGUCACUGUACGUCUUUCCCUUUUCACAUCAUUCUGAGUAAAUCCUUGCAACAGCAGGGUGUCAAAAUGCCAAGAUGACAGCCGUUAGGGAAUUGCUAGAAUCCAAAUGCUUAGCUCUGGUGGUUAAAUGAACUCUUACUAGUUUUAAUUGUCUAUGUCAGGAUUAAUGUCUGUGGCAUUUGUAAGAUUAACUUAAUAUCUCAAUUUACACUUUAAAAAUGCUGCUCUGUCACACAACAUAUGACUUGUAGGAAUGUAUAAUUUAUGUGAAAGUAUGUGUACACUAGGUAACCUAGUGUACAUAUCUGUAAAGUAGUAAAACAUGUAUAUAGUAAAGGUAAAUAUUUUAUUUAUUACAGUCAAAUAAUUAUGUUACAUUUUACAGUUCAAAUCAGAUGUAUUUUUCAUAUUGUAAUCUUUUUUGACGUUUUGUAGUCCCAACAAAUAUCGAUGUGACAAUAAAAAAAAAUAACAAUUCACAAGAUGUGUAAAGGUCUCUGAGAUGGAGUUAAUGCAUCAUUCAAAUAAUUAAACAAAAACCAAAUGUGAUUAAAAAAAAAACAUUAA
This is a messenger RNA of Dicentrarchus labrax (European seabass), 2684 nucleotides long. RefSeq names its product tetratricopeptide repeat domain 8 (gene ttc8). The record is from RefSeq and is a predicted model, not a curated record. Gene Ontology annotation, molecular function: protein binding. Gene Ontology annotation, cellular component: BBSome; ciliary basal body; non-motile cilium. Lineage: Eukaryota; Metazoa; Chordata; Actinopteri; Moronidae. Gene Ontology annotation, biological process: non-motile cilium assembly. The transcript is spliced from 14 exons. The coding region runs from base 108 to 1748 and encodes 546 amino acids.